AAUAUACUUUAAUGCAUCUGUAAAUGCAUAAACAAAGAAGAAAAAGAAAAGAAAAGAAAUUGCUUAGAUGAAACCCAUUUUAUGAAGAUUGGGAUGUGCAAAUCAAUGGGAAGAAGCAUUUUGUUCGUUGUGUUGUUGUCCUUUUUGUUGUUGCUGUUUACAGUCCACAUUGUGUAUGAUUUGCGUGAUCCAUUAUCUGGAAUUGGGAGCAGCUUCAAUUCCACCCCUCUCUUCUUCGGAUUCAAUCUCACAUUCCACACCCACCACCACUUCCUUCAUCCUUUUCAAGCCCGUCUCACCAGGAAAUUUGUUAUAUCUGCAGAGACAGAACCUGUAAAUUCAUUUCCUCGAAGUUUAAAUAUGAGAAACGAUUGUUAUAUUGAAGGACCAUUAAUAGAGGAGUUCACAUUUCCUGCAAAUUCUACUCCCUUCAAUAGCUGUCAUGCUUCUACAAUUGUUGAGGUCAAGAAAGAUCUCUUUUUGGUUGCUUAUUUUGGGGGUGCGUUAGAGGGAGCACCUGAUGUGAAAAUUUGGUUGCAGCGCUACGAGAAUGGCUGUUGGCAGUCACCCAUUGUUGUUGAUGAAGAACCAGAUGUUCCAAUGUGGAACCCUGUGUUAUUUAAACUUCCAUCAGACGAGCUGCUGCUCUUCUAUAAGAUAGGUCAAGAGGUUCAAAAAUGGAGCGGAUGCAUGAAGCGGUCAUAUGAUAAAGGUAUUACUUGGACAGAAAGAGAACAACUUCCUCCUGGCAUAUUAGGUCCAAUAAAGAAUAAGCCUAUCUUGCUGGAAAAUGGGCUCUUGCUCUGUGGAUCCUCUGUCGAAAGUUGGAAUUCUUGGGGGGCAUGGGUGGAGAUUACAGCAGAUUCCGGUCGGUCAUGGAGAAAGCAUGGCCCAAUUUACGUACAAAAUGAAUCCCUCAGUGUGAUUCAACCAGUUCCUUAUCAGACUGCAAAAGGGACCUUGCGUGUUUUACUGCGAUCCUUUGAUAAUAUUGGUAGAGUUUGUAUGUCGGAAUCCCGCGAUGGUGGGCAGAAUUGGGAUGACGCAAUACCUACUGAACUCCCCAAUCCAAACUCAGGUAUUGAUGGGGUUAAAUUGAGAGAUGGCCGUUUCUUACUUGCUUAUAAUACAAUCUCAAGGGGUGUACUUAAAGUGGCACUCUCUGCGGAUGAUGGUGACUCAUGGCAUGAUGUUUUGACAUUGGAGGAGAAUUUGGAAAUGGAGUUCUCAUAUCCUGCUGUUAUCCAGGCUAGUGAUGGGUCUGUGCACAUCACCUACACAUAUAAUAGGACACAGAUUAAGCAUGUAGUCCUUAAAUGAAGCUGAUGCAAUGUCAAAUGGGCAAAGAGAACUAGAAGGUCUACUUCUCUCAUAAUGUAUUAUGCAGCUUAAUGUAUUGGUGGUUUACGAUUACAUCAGAGAUGCCACAGCUUCUGAGAUACAUGCUUAAAAUAUAUACAAAACACUGGACUGUAAUAUAUUUUGACGUAAGAAACCAUGUGAUUUAUUUGAACCAUUUCUCAAUUCAAUCUCAUCAUAACUAAGUCGGUA
Messenger RNA from Alnus glutinosa, 1551 nucleotides. RefSeq lists its product as uncharacterized. The transcript is spliced from 9 exons. NCBI's taxonomy places the organism in Eukaryota, Viridiplantae, Streptophyta, Magnoliopsida, Fagales, Betulaceae. The record is from RefSeq and is a predicted model, not a curated record. The coding region runs from base 82 to 1320 and encodes 412 amino acids.